Messenger RNA from Penicillium daleae, 1374 nucleotides. RefSeq lists its product as uncharacterized. The coding region runs from base 1 to 1374 and encodes 457 amino acids. The record is from RefSeq and is a predicted model, not a curated record. Gene Ontology annotation, biological process: DNA alkylation repair; regulation of DNA-templated transcription. The transcript has a single exon. Gene Ontology annotation, cellular component: nucleus. NCBI's taxonomy places the organism in Eukaryota, Fungi, Ascomycota, Eurotiomycetes, Eurotiales, Aspergillaceae.
AUGUCGAGUGGCAAACAGAACUCCCCACAUCGGUCACAGAGGCCUCGAAGCCAGCGACGAGAAAGACAACCGGCUCUUACACACUUCCUCUGCCUGCCACUAGUUAAUGAGACAUCACUUCCGCAGCUAGAAGCGUCAAUAACCGCGUUCACGGCGGCCCAUCCGCCAGUCCCAGUCGCAAACUUGUCAAGCGGCCAGCAGCUGACGUCGGGGCAGGAUGCCUCGCACGCGGCUAUUCCGCAGGGUGCAGUACGGCCAGUGGGAACAAUCCAUCUGACCCUCGGAGUAAUGAGCCUCCCAACCAAGGAGCGUCUUGACGAGGCAAUAGCUUUCUUCCAAACGCUCGACCUGGCGAGCUUAAUGCGAGAGGCGGAGCGAGUAGCCUUUGAAUUACGUCAAAAGCGCGCCUCGAAAUUACCUUCGUCUGAAGUUGGCCCCAAUAUGAUAGGAGCCUCAUUCGUUUCAUCGGGCUCAUCAUCGGGCUCAAGACAAACGGCCCAGUCGCUCUCUGUUUCCUUGGAGUCAUUGCAUGCUUUGCCACGGGCCAAAGCAGCGACGGUCCUGCACGCUUCUCCAAGCGAUCCCACGGGCCGUUUAUAUCCAUUCUGUCUAAUGCUGCGAGACAAAUUCCUCGAAGCUGGGUUCAUGUUGAGCGAGUCUAAGAAUGGAUUACCUGGGGAGAAGAAGGACCCGAAAGUCGUGGACGAAGUGCAGGCCUCCCAGUGCAAAGAUUUAGAGAGGGAUGAUAACCCUCUUCUUGAAGAUCUGACAACGCUCCCCUCGCAAGUUGAGGGCGUCAAGGUUCCAAAGAUUUUGGACCCGUAUGCUGCUGCUCUUGCUCGGAAGCCGAAACCGCGCCCUCUUCUUCUACAUGCCACACUUGUGAAUACGAUUUACGUCCGCGGUCGACGGAAAUUCGAGCCUGGUAGAAGUGGAAAUGGAAAGCACGGUUCGAAGCGGCUUGAGUUUGAUGCACGUGAACUUCUGGCAAGAUACCGGAACUACUAUGUUGAUGAGACGCAAACGGCGGCACGCGCUCUGACGCCUGCUCAUUCUGGAUCCUCGUCGGAGAAUUCCUCAUUCUCCGAAGGUGACGAGGUCAAGUCCAAUCCUGGUACCUCGUCUGCGUCCUCCAGUCGACAAUACCCAUUUGUCUGGGCGAGGAAUAUCCCGAUCAACUCAGUCUGCAUCUGCGAAAUGGGUGCGAAAAAGCUUGAGGUCGGCGGUCCAGGGGAUCAAGGGUUAAAUGCACGCCUGGGCGAGGAAUACACUGUCAUCGCAGAGCGGAGUCUUGAUUCCCGGCCGCGUUCGCCAUUACCCUCCUCGGAGAGCUGUAGCGAGGAGAGUUUAGAAGGGGGCGUGGCGCUUGUCUGA